GUGAAGAAAGUGCUUGCCUUGACAUGUAAGCAUUGAAGGGAUAUAAGUGUUUUGUAGGGUUCCAGCGAAGUGAUCAAUCUUCUGCCUCUGCGCGUUGGCUGACAAGGCUAUCGAAAACUGGAAAAUCAUACCGCGCUCUUAAUCCCUCAGCCUGGAGACAAAUGCACAGCAAUGGUCCCCUCAGAGCAAGACAUAAAUCCUCCCCUCAGCUCCUUACAUCCCUACCCACAUGUUCCACAAAUCAAAUAAUUUCUCUAGAAUAGCUAGGCACGAUAUAGGUGAGCAAAUUUAACCAUAUAAAGUGCAAUUCACAGUCGAUCUCCCGUAGCUUUCUUUCUUGCUGUAGCUGCCAUCACUGCAACUAUCUUCUUGUAUCUUUUGAAUCCUUCCACUUUCAAUUCCUGAACUCUUCUACUCUUUUAUUCUUUGUUCUCUUUCUCCAACAUCUGAUCACUGGAAAGUUCUCUCCUUCCGUCCCCAAAACAUUAAAUUCUCUUCUUUUUUUUGCUUCUGAUACAUGACUGAGAAAAAAAAAAACCAUCUUUGGAUUCCUUUUCUUUUUACCGUUCUAUAACUUUUGAGGAUCUCUUCUUUCUAGGCUAGGAUUUCUGAAAGCUAACCUGAAUCCUACUCUUGAAUCUAUAAGCUAUUACUUACCCAUUUGUGAUCCCUUCUACUUAUGGAGGCCAGAAGGUAGCUAGUCACCAUGUAAGUUGUAGAAUGCUUGAGAUGCAUAGCUGCAAUCCUAUAGGUCAUCUUCUUCCUCCAUGGCUUUCUUUUGUCUUCACUGUGCAGCUUCAUAGAUAAAUUUUAAUGGUGUUUCUUUUCUCCUAAGUUUUAUUCUGUAAGACAAAUUCUCGUCCUUAAACUCUCAAGCGCAUCUUGGCAAAGAAAUAUGAUGAAAAGAGCUAUUGCACUUCGAGCAAUUAUCCUUCUCCUGCAACUUAUUUGCUUUGAAGUCCAAUCCCAAUCAGAUGGCUCAACUGCACCAAUGGAGGAGAAGGAGAAGGAAGCUCUUUACUCAACUAUUCAAGGCUUUGUCGGAAAAUGGUGGAAUGUCUCUGGGCUUUAUCCGGAUCCUUGUGGCUGGACGCCGAUUCAGGGAGUAUCCUGUGAUCUCUUUGACAAUGGCAUGUGGUAUGUAACAACUAUAAUCAUUGGCCCAAUCUUCGACAACUCCCUCAAAUGCUCUAAGCAAGCCGAGUUCAGCCCCUACCUCUUCGAACUCAGGAACUUACGAAGUCUCUCAAUCAUCGAUUGCUUCUCUUCACAACCAGUAACCAUUCCAUUUCAUAACUGGAACAAGCUUUCUUCAACCUUACAAACCAUGGAGUUUCGGUCCAACAAAGGGCUCACUGGGGAGAUUCCUCCAGCACUCGGCCAGCUAGUGAAUCUUAAAUCACUAGUACUUGUUGAAAAUUCUUUGCGUGGAGAGCUUCCUUGGGAGCUUGGCAAUCUGGUAAGUUUAAAAAGAUUAACGCUUUCUGCAAAUCAGCUCUCGGGGCAGGUGCCGUCUUCCAUUGGAGCCAAGUUGGCUGAGCUCUUGAUCAUGGACAUCAGCAGCAAUUCUCUAUGUGGUCCUCUGCACUCAUCUCUUGGUGGUCUCACUUCGCUGCUGAAACUUGAUUUGAGCAACAAUCUCUUAAGUGGAAAUCUGCCACCAGAGCUUUGCAAAUUAAAGAAUCUCACACUUUUAGACCUUAGAAAAAAUAAUCUUACCGGAGGUCUGGAUCCAUCUCUCGCAGGAAUGGUUUCUCUCGAAGAUCUGGUUCUCUCAAAGAAUCCAUUGGGUGGAAGCAUCAAAGAAAUUGGUUGGAGAAGUUUAAAAAAUCUUACUCAUUUGGAUCUCUCCAAUAUGGGUCUUGUUGGUGAAAUUCCAGAUUCUAUCACAGAGUUGAAGAAACUUAGAUUCCUUGCAUUGGACAACAAUCAGCUCACUGGAUUUGUCACCACGAAGCUUGCAGCCAUGCCUUCCCUUACAGCUCUUUAUCUCAAUGGAAAUAAUUUUACAGGAGAGCUUGGAUUCCCUGAGGAAUUCUAUAGGAGAAUGGGGAGGAGAUUUGCCUCUUGGAGAAAUCCUAAUCUGUGUUACAAAAUUGGAGCUGGAAACACAACAGGGAAAGGUCCAGCUGGUGUGGAUAGGUGUGUCAGUGAAGGAGAGGGAGCUGUAUAUGGUGUAGAUUUAGAGAACAAUCUGGGCAGCGAAGGAACAACUCAGGGAUCAGAAUCCAUAGGCUCCUUUGGGUUCUCAGCUUAUUCCAUCACUAGAUUUCCAUGGCCAACUUUCUUGGAGGUUGUGGUGAUCCAUUUUCUCCUUUCUUUAAUGUAAUUAAGAAAAACAGAGCCUU
Messenger RNA from Dendrobium catenatum, 2348 nucleotides. Its product is annotated as piriformospora indica-insensitive protein 2. Lineage: Eukaryota; Viridiplantae; Streptophyta; Magnoliopsida; Asparagales; Orchidaceae. Gene Ontology annotation, molecular function: protein binding. Gene Ontology annotation, cellular component: plasma membrane. The coding region runs from base 896 to 2329 and encodes 477 amino acids. The transcript has 2 exons. The record is from RefSeq and is a predicted model, not a curated record.